This is a messenger RNA of Diachasmimorpha longicaudata, 4759 nucleotides long. It is a transcript of the gene twy, whose product is annotated as fas-binding factor 1 homolog. Gene Ontology annotation, cellular component: ciliary basal body; ciliary transition fiber; centriole. The transcript has 12 exons. The coding region runs from base 16 to 2784 and encodes 922 amino acids. Gene Ontology annotation, biological process: cilium assembly; establishment of epithelial cell polarity. Lineage: Eukaryota; Metazoa; Arthropoda; Insecta; Hymenoptera; Braconidae. The record is from RefSeq and is a predicted model, not a curated record.
AAAGGGAAAUUGAAAAUGACAGAUCUGUCUGAAAAGGGGUCUGACAUCGAUAUCGAUGAAAUGGGGAAAAUCGUCGAGGAUUUUGGCGAUCUGGACAGUAGUUUACUUGGUGACUCAAUGAGGAAUAAAAAUGCAGGAGAAAUUAAAAGUCGAGGGAGAGAUACUCAGAAAAAAGUUGCUUUCGAAGAUCCCGAUAGUGAAUCGCUAUUGAAUGAUCUCAGCGAAGGAGUGGACUCAGAAAAUAAUUUGAAACCCCUCUUGAGUGAUUCAAAGUCGAGCAAACUCGCAAAUCUGUUCAAACUUGACUCAGCUGAACCGAAAGGAAUCUCAACCACCACUUCAAUAUUUUCGGAGUCAACCACAACGAAACGUCCGCACUCAAGUGUGAACGAUCCUCCAAAGUCUUUAGAGACCUUCGAACCCCCUAAGACUGAAAUUCCAGUGGUAAAAAUAUCAGACAGGGCUAAGAAAUCAUCCCUGAUGGAGGAUUUGUUUGGCUCAAGGUCUCGGGCUAGUUCCCUGAAAGACAUCUCUAAGAAUCCCUCCAGGAAGACCACCGAAAGUACCGAGAAAUUCUCUGAAUCAAUGCCGAAUCUCCUGGAAAGGGAUCAAGGAGGCAAAUCAAGUUCAGGUGGAUUUACUUUGACUUCUUCUAGCUCUAGAGAGCCUAGGAGAGGGAGAGGCAAGUCCACGGUUCUUGAUGACCCUCUAGGGCUUCUGGUAUCCUCUAGCACUUCUCAGGAGCCAGACAUCCUUGAGAAAAAAUUAGAACCUGUGGAGAAAAAAACUCAGCCUACUAAUUCUCAAGAUGACUUGCCAGAGUGGUUGGGGGGUUCCAAGAGAUCUGAUAAACCUGAACUAAAACUUCAAGGAGCAGAAACUCCCCUACAAAGUUUAGUACUUCAAGCUGAUAAGAGAGCGUUUCCCCAUCCUGAGGUUUCUCAAUUAACCGAAGUGCAGUUUGAGCAGCAGGCAGCACUAAUUACCCUCCAGCAACAGGAACACGAGCUCCGAACUGCCACAGUUCUGUCUCAGCAAUCUGAGCACUUGCAGAGUAUCAUAAAUCGUCAGAAGGGUCAGUUGAACGAACAGGAGAGGAUGUUUAAUAUGCUCGUACGAAAACAAAUGGAAAAACAGUCUACUCUCGACAUGGAAAUAAAAAUGCAACAAGCGAAAAUCGAUCAUUACAUUCAGGCACUUGCAAAGGAACCAGUAGAUUCACAAUCAGCUUUGCUCCCAGAAGACGAAGAAUUGGGUCUGAAGAAAGAAAAUAAGUUUAAGGAAAACACUCCAAUUGAAUCUGAGGUUUUAAUCAAUAGACUGGCCUUAGAAAAGCAGAACUUAGAGAACAUAGUGGAUAUUUUAAAGGAGAAGCAUGAGAGAGAGAUUAAGAUUCUUGAGGAGUCACAAGAAACACAGAUGCAUUUCAUGCGCUCAUCAGUGGACAGGCUCGAGACAAAAUUGCGAGAGGAUACUGAAACAUUGGAGAAAGAUUAUGAGAAGAAAAUUGAAAAAUUGGAGGAUGAGAAGAACCAAAUGCAGGCAUUAUUCCAGGAACACAUUCGUAAUCUUAAGCAAGAACAUGAAGAACUAGUGAGUGAAAUGCAUGCAAGACAUAGAGAUCAAAUCACACUGCUCCAAACGGAGCACUCGGAGACAAUCGAGAACAUAGCACGUGCCAAACAAUUGGAGAGAAAAGCUGUCGACUUUAUGGAGUCAAACAAAGCUAGCCUAGACUUAAUAUUAAAUAAUUCGAAGGAAAUUUCCGAUAAUUUUCAAAAUAUCUCGGAUCAAUUCAAAUCUAAAGAGGCCGAACUAAUUACUAAAAAAGAGAAGGAUUUAAUGAAACAAGAGGAACAAUUACAAGGGCUUAGAGAACAGUUGAACUCCCAGCAAGAAUUAUUGGAAACUGAACGAAAGGAAUUAGUAGUUGCAGCUCGUGAUUUAAAGUCUGAAAUAUAUCAAUUGUCACUUCAGUUCCAGAGGAAUACUGAACUGUACAACGAAACUGAGACGAGACUGAAGAUUAGGGAGCAGGCUCUCAUUAAGGAGAGGGAGUUGUUUCAAGAGCAGAGUAAAUGGGAACGUGAUCAUCUGCAGUAUUUGAAAGAAGCAUGGAUGACAGAACAAAAAAGACAAAUGCAACAAUUGGCAGUUGAGAGAGAAGCCGCAGCUGCAGAAAAAGCCAAACUCGAAGUUUUGAAUUAUUUGAAAACUAGCUCUGAGGAUGUUACGAAAGGAGAGCUGGAGGCAGCUAUUAAAGCAGCCCACGAUGCAGCUCAUUCAGCAAAUCUCGAGAGAAGGAAAUGGCAAGAGCGAAUCAAAGCGUAUGAAACUGAUCAGGAGAGAAUUCUAGCUAAAGAAAAACAUCUAACAAAACGAGCUAAAGAGUUGGAAGAUCUUACUGAGUCAGCGAUAUCGAAACGUGAAGAGGGGAUGAGAGCCUUGAAAGAAGCCCAAAGGCUCGAAAAACAGCAUAAAGAUCGAAUGAGUCAAUUAGAGAUGCAACUGGAGCUAGUGGCACAACGAGAAAAUAAAAUAGCGACUGAAAAACUUUCCUUAGCGAGGGACAGAUUAGCAGUGAAAAUCCAACGAGAGAAGCCUGAAAAAGACGUGAGCAAUAACUCAUUCCACAGUCAGUUGCAUCAACCGUAUUUCUUGCCUCAAAUGCCGACACAUUUCCGGGACGUCGUGGAUCCCCAACUGCUACUUCUAAAAUUGAAUCUAGACAAUAAACUAAACACAUCGAAUGAAUUGAUAAGUGAUAUGCAAACAGUAGACUAGUAGUAAUAAUAAAAGUAAUGAUUUUGAAGAAAUAUUAAUUUUUUCAAUACGCAUAUUAGCUUAAAUUAAGGUAAGAGUUAAAUUGCUUAAAUAUAUAUGAACGCUUUAUGAGUUUAUAUAGCGUCCCACACCAUGUGAUCUCUCAUUAUAAUAUUAGAGAUGGUCUAAGAGUGGGUAAAUAGGGAAUUAGGAUAACUCUUAAUGAUUUCACAAAAAAAAAUUUACUGAAAAAUCGUAUUACAUGUCUCGAAUACAGACAUAUUCUAUGGUAGUAUCUCAAUUAAGUCUUCUACAAAGAAUAGAUUGAACUAUUUUCUUAAAAAUAAUAAAUGCCAGCGAUUCUUCCAAUGCUAUAGGAUGUCGUGGAGUUCAACCUCUACUUAUCAAAUGAACUCUAGGCAAUAAACUAGACAUAUCGAAUAAAUGAGAAGCGACAUACAGACGAUAGGCAGAUAAAUAAAUUUCUAAAAAAAUUAAUUUAUUGAAUAAAAAUAUCAGUCUAGAUUAACGUAAGAGAUAAAUUGAACUGUGAUUCCUCCUCUGAAACAAACACAUUUGUGUAAAUUACCUAAUCUAGUUCCCUUUUGACAAAUCUUUUCUCGCUUUACUGGAAAUUAUAUGAAUUCCGUUAUUUACCUUCAUCAUUUAUUGAAGUGAUGUACUCAGAAAAUACUGGAAUGCUGUCUAUCACAGUCUGUACCGCAGUCACUUUGCUAUUUACCUUUACAACAUCUUUUUUGGAGUUUUCAUUCGAGUUUUGCUGUGAGUUGGAGAUAAAAAAUGAUAUUUAAUUCAAGUUAAAUCUUUGGGAUUCUGUGAGUGACUUACUACUGCAGUUGAUAUUUUCUCAGUAUCCACGAUCUCUUCCGCCCCAAUCGUUUCCGAUUUCUCACUCUGAAAGUUGAUGAAUGUCAUGGUGUCAUUGAAAAAAUUCAGGGCUUGUCUGAAAAAUGAGAGAAUUUGUCAAAAUUUUAUUUUAAAAGAAUCGUAAGAUUUUUUUAGUGGACCCACGUUCGAGAGAUGUUGGAAAUUGGUAGUUCAGCAUCUCCCUUGGUCUCCUGCACGCUCUUGUGAAUGCUGUGCCUUGAGGAAGUUAUGGAACUCAGGUUUUUAUCGAUUGCCAAUACACACUGUUGUUUCUCUUCUGCACACGGAAAUAUUUAUGUAUUCAAAAUCAUCAUUUUUUCAUGUUGCGUAACAGGCUAGACAAUUUGAUAACAAAAUUUGAAACUUGAAAACUCAAUCCAUGGCAAGGAUUUUAUUCGGAUAGAAACAUGAAAGGGAGUUUGAGAAAAUUUGUUUUUAGUUUUUUCCUCCACUGUAAAAGUUUAUUGGAUCGUACGUAGAACAUUUGGUAUUGCGCUUUUGCAAAAUUGGUUUAUUUUUACCCAUCAAAAUGGGUUUAAAUUUGAGACAAACUGUAAUAUUCCAUCCAAUAUUUUAACGUAAAAACAUAACCUUUUAGCUGACUCAAAGUCUGUGUAAGUUUCUCUAACUCCUCCUUCCUUAGUUUUUCUUUCUGCAUAAGCUCAUUUUGCCGACGUUGUUGAUCCUUCUGGAGAUGAUCCAAGAACACAUCCACUGACUCCAUUUCACUAUCCUAUCAUCACAAGUAAAGAAUGAGCUUUGAUGACACACCGGUAAUCAAGCACCACUACGAUUUGGCGCCUUUUUCGUCGAACCUUGAAUGUUUGAACCCGGAUUGUCCCCCACUUUAUGCUCACCCUCGCCCUCAUUUAGGGUGGUAAUAAUAAUUUUGACUCUAGAAUAAAGCUUUUAUUCGAAAAUCUGUUUGGAGGAUCCAAGGAUGGGAGAAAAAAGAAUUCCAAAAGAUAAUAAAGAAAUUAUGUUGGACAGAACAGACGAAUUUAUUACUUGCAAACCGGCCAAAGCUGGACACUCAAUAAUAAUCUGAUUUGCAUAACAAAAUUGAGAAGAUAGUUAAAUCAGUGUAAUUAACUAAUUACAGUAGAAA